AUGAGCAACGAGGCAAAAAAUGGUGGCGAUUCCAAAAGCAACACGGCUGUUCAACUAGGCUUCUCCGUUCCCUUUGAUGACGAUGAACAUCGCAGUCUAAUCUCCCAUAAGUCUCCACAGUGGCAAGAAUGGGACGGGGGUCAAAUUGGUGGUCGUCCUUCCUGGCUGCAGCCCAAAGAUAUUCCACGUUCAGGCAUGACAUGUGAAGGUUGUUCCGAGCCUCUGGUCUUUGUGUGUCAACUUUAUGCCCCCGCGGAUGAAGUGACUCCCGAGGCUUUUCACCGAUCCUUGUACCUCUUUGCAUGCGCUUCCAAGGAAUGUGCCAAGACUUGCGAAGGAACCGUCAAGGUGCUACGAACGCAAUUGCCCGAAGAGAAUCCAUAUUAUCCAUCGCAACCGGAAGAAGAAGUGAAUUGGACGAAACACGCUCCUACUGCUUGGGAUGUCAAUCUUUGUGCCGUGUGCGGACAACGUGGAAAGGGAUUCUGCUCGCUUCAGCAAAAACACUUUUGUAGCAAGCAACAUCAAAUUGAGUGCAAAAAAUGCAACCCCCAAUCUACAGACAAUAACAAAGCCUUCUUCCCGUCGGUCUACACCGAAUCGGAGCUGGUAGUAGAGGAAGAACCAUCCACUAACGAAAGCAAAAAGUCUUUGGAAUCCAAGGGUAUCUUUACAAAUGAUGGCAACGACGAAGAUGCCGAUUUGGAACAAGAGGAUCUCAAUGCAAUUACCGGUGCCAUUACCUCGGAGGCUUCCAAAGACCCCACCACGAAUGAAUUUUAUGCCCGUACCAAAGUGGUUCCCAAUAUUCAGGAUCAGUGCCUGCGGUACAUGAGGUGGCCUUCGGAAGAAUCAGCCACCCUUGCCAGUAUGCCUCUAUGGAUUAGGAGUGAUCACCAACCUCCCAAGGACAUUCCUCCUUGCAGUUACUGUGGUGAAGACCGUAAAUUUGAAUGCCAAAUCAUGCCCCAAAUGAUUCAUUACUUGAUGAAGGAUCAUGCCAAGCAAUCUCUCGAAAAAGGUCAUGAAAAAAACGAACAAGCAAAGGAGGCCAUUGCCCAAGCCAGUAGCAUUUUGGAACAGGCUCCAGCGGAACAAGUUCCUCCGGAAUUGGCGGAAUCCAACGAAAAGGCGGUGGAAGCAAUGCGAUCUAAGCUAAUGGAUGACAAUGAUGGUUUGAAUUGGGGUGUGAUCUCCGUGUACACAUGUACGGCAAGUUGUGGUGGUGGUUUGACUGUGGAAGAAGGACAAGAGUUGGGAGCCUAUCGGGAAGAAUAUGCAUGGAAGCAACCAUCAUUGGACUAG
Cylindrotheca closterium is the source of this 1305-nucleotide messenger RNA. Lineage: Eukaryota; Bacillariophyta; Bacillariophyceae; Bacillariales; Bacillariaceae. The record is from the annotation of a GenBank genome assembly.